UCCCUCCCAUCACCACUAGUCCCUGCCCUAGGUCGGGCAGGCCCUGGCCACGCCUAAGCUGCACCCGAUGGGACGCGAGAAAGGGGAAGUAGUGCUCAGUGCCCUGCCGUCCAGCCCAGCCCUCUCCAGCAGGAAGCCCAGCCCUUGAACUUGAGAGAGGGACUGCACCCGGCUUUACUCACCUGAGCCCUGGCCGGGGCUGGGGCCUCUGAAGAGCUGACAGCCCAGCUUCUUGUGGUCCAUGAAGGCAGUGAUGGCCUCCAACGGGAAGGUCUGCAGGCAGCGGCCGCAGGUCUGGAGGCUUCUCUGUUAACCGGAUAACUCGGCUGGUUCCCCACUCUGGCAGUUGCGAAGAAUUGGCACAACGUUUGUCCACUGAGCUAAUCUCAUCUCUGGAGCACCGAGGCCACCAGGAAGGAGCCAAGACAAUGCAGACUCCAGUGACCGUUCCUGUGCCUGUGCUCCGGCUGCCCCGGGGCCCUGAUGGCUUCAGCCGUGGCUUUGCCCCUGAUGGACGGAGAGCUCCCUUGAAGCCGGAGGUUUCUCAAAUCCAGGAGUGCCCCAUAGCUCAAGAAUCCCUGGAAUCCCAGGAGCAGCGGGCCCGAGCCGCCCUUCGGGAGCGAUACCUCCGAAGCCUGCUGGCCAUGGUGGGUCGUCAGGUGAGCUUCACAUUGCACGAGAGUGUGCAUGUGGCCGCCCACUUUGGAGCCACCGAUCUGGACGUGGCCAACUUCUACGUGUCACAGCUGCAGACACCCAUAGGUGUGCAAGCAGAGGCGCUGCUCCGAUGUAGUGACAUUAUUUCGUAUACCUUUAAGCCAUAAAGAUAUUGUUCACCUUUCCGCUUGAGGCUAAGCCACUGAAUCCCAGGCCUUCCAAUGUUCUGGAGCCAGGAACUCUGGGCCCCACGGAGUUAUGAGCUCCCGUGGAAUUUUGAACCAAGGCUUAAGCAAGUCUGGACUCCUGAGACCUCCUGGGUCCAAUCAGCAAAAUUCUGCAACUCUAGGAAUUCUAAGAUCCCAUUAGAAGGAAUGCUGUACCUCACAGAACUCUGAACUCUACAGAAGUAUGGGCUUGAUGCUAUUUCCUGAAGACCCGGGCAUCGGGGUGGGGUGAUAAAGGAGGACAAACUGCACAGGGGGAAGUUGUUUAUUAAAGAGAUUGCAAAAUUCAGCCACCCUGAAGAUACUCUCCCUAGUGCUCCCCUCCUGCUAAAGAACCAGUUACCCCAGGAAAA
Cebus imitator (Panamanian white-faced capuchin) is the source of this 1237-nucleotide messenger RNA. It is a transcript of the gene GEMIN7, whose product is annotated as gem nuclear organelle associated protein 7. Gene Ontology annotation, cellular component: SMN-Sm protein complex. The transcript is spliced from 3 exons. Gene Ontology annotation, biological process: spliceosomal snRNP assembly. The record is from RefSeq and is a predicted model, not a curated record. Gene Ontology annotation, molecular function: RNA binding. Lineage: Eukaryota; Metazoa; Chordata; Mammalia; Primates; Cebidae. The coding region runs from base 429 to 824 and encodes 131 amino acids.